GACUUGAGACCACGGCGUCGGCGUCGCCGCCCACUACCACUUUGUGGCUGUGCUCCUCCACCACCAAAACCCAAGCUAGGCAUCCAAGGGCCAUCGAUCGAUCAAGCACCAGCCAUGGCGCCCGCCACCAACUCAUGAUCGACCACUGCAUAUGCGCCACCGUACUGGCACUGCAAUCUAGCCGCGCGCCGCCGGCGACCAAGAAAGUUGGGGUACGUUACGGCGGCCGAGAGCGCUCUGUGUGUAUACACGACGAGCUGUGAUCUUGCUGCCGGCCGGUGGCGAUGAUGGUGAUGGGCUACUUGAAGAAAGGCGGGAGGAGGAGGAGGAAGGACUGCAAGGCCGGCGCGGCGGCGUACGAGGAGGAGGAGGAUGGACUCCGGGAGACGCUGCUGGAGCCGCAGCAGCAGCAGCAGCCGGCGUCGUCGCCGCCGACCUCCGGCGGGUGCGGGGGCGGCGGCGUGCCCAAGGGGUACUUCGCGGUGUACGUCGGCGACGAGGCGCGGCGGUUCGUGGUGCCCACGGGGUAUCUCCGCGAGCCGGCGUUCCGGGACCUCAUGGAGCGCGCCGCCGACGAGUUCGGCUUCGCGCAGGCCGGUGGCCUCCGCGUGCCCUGCGACGAGGACGACUUCGAGGACCUCCUCCGCCGCCUCCGCCGCAAGAACGCCGGCGCCGGCGCCAAGGGCAAGAAAGCCAUCAGCUAGCCACCGUACAAACGUACGGCCGCGUACGUAUACACGUAUACCGUACAUAUACGUACGUAUUUACACUAAUUUGGUGGAUUAUUUAUUAACUAGAAUACUAGAUUACUUCAUGUGCAAGUCCAAAAAUAUAAUGUACAGAUGAGUGAAAAUUCAGAAGCCACGAGCACUGUAGCAGCAUACCUGCAUGGCGUGUUCUUGGUCACUGUUGCUUUCACUCCAUGGAUUUCUGGAGAAGCAACAGCUUAGGCAGUAUAGCUUUGAUGUAUAUGCACGUUCAUCUAUGGAGAAGUACAUUGAUACAGUAAUCAGACGAUUAAUUAAUUUUAGUUUCUUUCCUAGAGCCAUAGUUCUUGGACAGAGAGAGAUUGAUGUAGUUGAAACUAAGCUAUGAAGAAUCUGCAUAUUUCUGAACCUUUGGAGGAAUUUUGGUUCAGGUUGCUGUAUGUGCAGAACCCUAGAAUAUAUAAAAAUACAUAUAAAUAUUAUC
This is a messenger RNA of Oryza brachyantha (malo sina), 1191 nucleotides long. RefSeq lists its product as uncharacterized. Gene Ontology annotation, biological process: response to auxin. Lineage: Eukaryota; Viridiplantae; Streptophyta; Magnoliopsida; Poales; Poaceae. The transcript has a single exon. The coding region runs from base 285 to 704 and encodes 139 amino acids. The record is from RefSeq and is a predicted model, not a curated record.